This is a messenger RNA of Acanthoscelides obtectus, 282 nucleotides long. The record is from the annotation of a GenBank genome assembly. Lineage: Eukaryota; Metazoa; Arthropoda; Insecta; Coleoptera; Chrysomelidae.
CAAAUUUCAACCUGCAAAGACUUUUCAAUCCAUUUUUUCCAACAAGUGCUAAAUUGAAGAGUUAGAAGAAAUUUUGUUAAGAGCUUCGAGCAAUGUGCUUUAAAUCAUGGCGUAAAACUAGAUAUGGGUGUAACACUAACAUCUAAAACUGAUGAAUUGCUAGAGAAGCUAAAUAAAAUAAGAAAUUGCCAAACAAUACUUAAUGAGGAAAUAUCAGUUUUAAAUAGCAGGAAAUAUUGUCUGAUACAAGUUAAACCUAGCAAGAACGUCGCUAAAUAGAGC